GCGUUGCAUGGUGCAACAUGUGUUGGAUGAUUCCAGAAGAAGCUCCGCAGCUCCGCAGCAGGUCGAACCCAGAGACGAGCAGUCGUGACGGACCUGAGCCCUGUGGCUGUACUUCUCUGAGCCUCUCCCCGCUGCUCUCCUCCCUCGGCGCCUUCACGACUCUUCCCGGACGUUUCGAUAGAAAUUCACUCGCCGCGUUAGCCGAAUUGUCAAAAUGCUGAGCGUCGCUAGCAGCGUCUCAAGGACUCUCCCGACGCGGAGCUGCACACGCAGCGUGUCCUCUCUGAUCAAGAAGGCCUGCUGGAGCAGCUUCCAGCCGGACGCCCUCAGAGCCCUGUCCAGGAGAGACUAUGCGUCAGAAGCCAUCAAGGGUGCGGUCAUUGGCAUCGACCUGGGAACUACCAACUCAUGUGUGGCAGUCAUGGAGGGGAAACAGGCCAAGGUGUUGGAGAACGCAGAGGGAGCCAGGACGACUCCGUCCGUCAUCGCCUUCACUGCAGAUGGGGAGCGUCUGGCGGGCAUGCCUGCGAAGCGCCAGGCCGUCACCAACCCUCAGAACACUCUGUACGCCACCAAGAGGCUGAUCGGCCGUCGCUACGACGACCCCGAGGUCCAGAAAGACCUGAAGAACGUGCCCUACAAGAUUGUCCGUGCGUCUAAUGGUGAUGCCUGGGUAGAGGCUCAUGGGAAAAUGUACUCCCCCAGCCAGGCCGGAGCCUUUGUUCUCAUGAAGAUGAAGGAGACUGCAGAGAACUACCUGGGACACAAAGUCAAGAAUGCUGUCGUCACCGUACCAGCCUACUUCAACGAUUCUCAGAGACAGGCUACCAAAGAUGCCGGUCAGAUCUCCGGCCUGAACGUGCUGCGUGUCAUCAACGAGCCGACAGCCGCUGCUCUGGCCUACGGCCUGGAGAAAACCGAGGACAAGAUCAUCGCUGUGUAUGAUCUUGGUGGAGGUACGUUUGAUAUCUCGGUCCUGGAGAUCCAGAAAGGAGUGUUUGAGGUGAAGUCCACCAAUGGUGACACCUUCCUGGGAGGAGAGGACUUUGACCAGUACCUCCUCAAACACAUCGUCAAGGAGUUCAAGAGAGAGUCUGGUGUUGAUCUGAUGAAAGACAACAUGGCCCUUCAGAGAGUCAGAGAGGCAGCUGAGAAGGCCAAGUGUGAGCUGUCGUCUUCACUGCAGACGGACAUCAACCUGCCCUACCUGACCAUGGACGCCUCUGGACCCAAACAUCUCAACAUGAAGCUGACUCGCGCGCAGUUCGAGAACAUCGUGGCCGACCUGAUCCGCCGCACCGUGGCUCCCUGUCAGAAGGCUAUGCAGGAUGGGGAGGUGUCCAAGGGAGACAUUGGAGAGGUGCUGCUGGUCGGAGGCAUGACCCGCAUGCCAAAGGUUCAGCAGACGGUUCAGGACCUGUUCGGUCGCGCCCCCAGCAAGUCCGUCAAUCCUGAUGAAGCCGUUGCCAUAGGAGCGGCCAUCCAGGGUGGGGUCUUGGCCGGUGAUGUCACCGAUGUGCUGCUGUUGGACGUGACACCACUGUCACUGGGCAUUGAGACUCUGGGUGGAGUCUUCACCAAACUCAUCAACAGGAACACCACAAUACCCACCAAGAAGAGCCAGGUGUUCUCCACAGCUGCCGAUGGACAGACUCAGGUGGAGAUCAAGGUGUGUCAGGGUGAGAGAGAGAUGGCCGUCGACAACAAGGUGCUGGGUCAGUUCUCUCUGGUGGGGAUCCCCCCGGCCCCCCGCGGCGUUCCCCAGAUCGAGGUCACUUUUGAUAUUGAUGCCAACGGGAUCGUCCACGUCUCUGCCAAGGACAAGGGCACCGGCCGCGAACAGCAGAUUGUGAUCCAGUCAUCAGGAGGUCUCAGUAAAGACGACAUCGAGAACAUGGUCAAGAACGCUGAGAAGUACGCAGAGGAGGACAGGAGGAGGAAGGACCGUGUGGAGGCUGUCAACAUGGCCGAGGGAAUAGUCCACGACACCGAAUCCAAGAUGGAGGAGUUCAAGGACCAGCUUCCUGCCGAUGAGUGCACCAAGCUGAAGGAGGAGAUCUCGAAGGUCCGGGAUCUUCUGGCCAACAAGGACUCAGAAACAGGAGAGAACAUCAAACAGGCAGCCACCACUCUGCAGCAGGCCUCGCUGAAACUCUUUGAAAUGGCCUACAAGAAGAUGGCAGCAGAGCGGGAAGGCAGCAGCAGCGGCGGCGGCAGCAGCAGCUCGAGCUCGGGCUCAUCGGAAGGAGAGAAGAAGGAGGGACAGCAGUAGACCAUUACACUUGGUUGUCACGUGGUUUCCAUGACAACAUAGGACUGUUGGUUGGGGGGGGGGGGUAGUAGUAAUCUGGAGUGACAGGCUGACUCUUGUUCAUUCUCACCAUGGUAUUGUUGUGCUGUGGUUCCAGCAGUAGAAUAAUGUCCUCCACAUUCUGUCUGUAAUUUAAUUGUCCCUAAAAUACGUAUUGUAUGUUCUUUUUUCAAAUCUGUUAAUUUACAUUCUGAGUUAGUAAAAGUGAUUAUAUUUGUCUAAGACAUGUAGAUUUCAUCUGUUGAUCAUCCAUCUUGUCAGUUCAUAUGAUAAUGUGCAUUGUUCAACAGCUACAGCUCUUGUUUUCAAAAGUGCACUCCAUAAUAACUCAUGAGGUGUGUUUCAUCCUCAAAACAUUUCUUCUUCCAUCGUGUCUGCCCCAGGACAUGCCAGGCUGGAGAACAGUAUGUACAAAUAUAUAUAUUAUAUCUGUGUGAGAGAGAAUAAGAUGUUGAUGAGGCUCACAUUUCCUGAGUAAGAACGUUGGGAGAGGAUUUUCACUUGGAUUAAGAACAUAACUUCUUCUUUGUCAACAUGUCACAGUGAGUGUGUGUGUGUGUGUGUGUGUGUGUGUGUGUGUGUGUGUGUGUGUGUGUGUGUGUGUGUGUGUGUGUGUGUGUGUGUGUGUGUGUGUGUGUGUGUGUGUGUGUGUGUGUGUGUGUGUGUGUGUGUGUGUGUGUGUGUGUGUGUGUGUGUGUGUGUGUGUGUGUGUGUGUGUGUGUGUGUGUGUGUGUGUGUGUGUGUGAGUGUGAGUGAGUGAGUGAGGUUCUCCUCCCGUCCCAGACAGACGAUCAGAGAAGGAGACGUGUGGAGGACUUGACAGAUGAGCCCAGCUGAGUUGUGUUGUUGCCAGAUACUGCUCUGCCAUGUGAAUGAUGCUACAUACCUGCCACAUAGUGAUCCAAAGUGGGGUGUAGGCAGGAGGCAGUGUACUGAUUGACUGAGGGGGAAUAGUUUUGGUUUGUUUUUUGUUUUUUUUGCAGGGGGGACAACAUGAUUAUAUUAUUGAGGGAAAAUUGAGUCAACUUUUCUAAUAAAAAUCUGAAAUGUGA
This is a messenger RNA of Scophthalmus maximus (turbot), 3363 nucleotides long. RefSeq names its product heat shock protein 9 (gene hspa9). Gene Ontology annotation, biological process: cellular response to unfolded protein; protein refolding. The record is from RefSeq and is a predicted model, not a curated record. NCBI's taxonomy places the organism in Eukaryota, Metazoa, Chordata, Actinopteri, Pleuronectiformes, Scophthalmidae. Gene Ontology annotation, molecular function: ATP-dependent protein folding chaperone; misfolded protein binding; ATP binding. Gene Ontology annotation, cellular component: mitochondrion; cytoplasm. The coding region runs from base 215 to 2272 and encodes 685 amino acids. The transcript is spliced from 16 exons.